This is a messenger RNA of Cylicocyclus nassatus, 411 nucleotides long. NCBI's taxonomy places the organism in Eukaryota, Metazoa, Nematoda, Chromadorea, Rhabditida, Strongylidae. The record is from the annotation of a GenBank genome assembly.
AUGACUAAGCUGUAUGGGUUGAAUGCUAUCCGCAAUCAGAUAUUGCCUCUAGACGAAGCAUACUAUGUGGUUAUGGAUCUCUCGGUGUUAGGGUCAAUGGGAUCUCAGAGCGGCGAGCGCGAUUUAUUCGCUGAAAUUGUUGAGCGCUUGAAACGUGAAGAGAACUAUGAAACCUUGUUCCAGGGUAGAUGUGAUGCUAAUCGGCUCGAAGAUCUACUAAAUGGCGUUCGCCCUCCUCAAGAGAUCACAUGGACAGACACAAUCAAAGCUCGGCUUUAUGCAGGAAGUAGAUACAAAACCGGGAGGCUUACGGCCCCAGUCACUUUUAACAGUGGUGCAACGGUACUCACAUCCAACGAGCAUUGCUUCAUCGAAAAAGAUACCCAUAUACCAAAGGAGAGCGCUGAGUAG